CAAUAGGAAGUGUCCGCGGAGCUGGGGGUAGACUCUGGCUCCGGCCAGCUGCGCCCUCUUUCCUUUGCCUCCUUCCUUCUCCCUUUUCUCCUUUCCUUCUUUCCAUCCCUUCCCGCCUCCCAGGAGCCCUGGCGAAGUGUGCGUAUGUGGGAGCGCGAGAGCCCCCCACAGCCACCCCUUGGGGCGCGCGGCUGCAGUUAGGGUGAGGGUCCCAGUGCGCAGGCGCGCUCCCGUUCGCGGUCCCCAACGGACUCACCCGCGGCGGGAACGAAAAGGGGCCACCCGAGCGAGGCCUUGGUCCCACCACCAGAGGAAGAUGCUGUUGCCACCUGCCUGCUCUUCCUGAACCUCCAGGUUUCUGCCACACUGCCCCAUGGAGGACACACCCACCUCACUCAGCUGCUCUGACUGUCAGCGCCACUUUCCUAGUCUCCCAGAGCUGUCCCGGCACCGAGAGCUGCUCCAUCCAUCUUCCAAGCAGGACAGUGAGGAGGCAGACAGUAUCCCUCGGCCCUACCGCUGUCAGCAGUGUGGGCGGGGCUACCGUCACCCAGGGAGUUUGGUCAACCACCGGCGGACCCACGAGACUGGCCUUUUCCCUUGUACCACCUGUGGCAAGGACUUUACCAACCCUGUGGCCCUCAAGAGCCACAUGAGGACUCAUGCUCCUGAGGGCCGCCGGAGGCGCAGGCCUCCCCGCUCCAAGGAAGUUGUUCCACGCCUGCAGGGAGAAACAACAUCCUCUGACUCCAGGGACCAGAGGCUCAGCCCUGGGGAAAGCUGGACAAGCCAGGAAAAACCUGUUGAAGAGACAUCUGGCUCUGGGCCUGAGCCCAGGGAAGAUCCAUCCACCAGACAAAGAGGCUGGGAAAGCCAGCCAGAUUCCGAAGAGGGUGCGGAGGGCUGGGGGCCCACCACCAAUUCUGCGAGAGCCACCCCGCUGCCCACCCCAGCCAGCAGCCUCCUUAGCAAUUUGGAACAGUAUUUGGCUGAAUCAGUUGUGAAUUUCACAGGGGGCCAGGAGCCGGCUCAGCCACCUCCUGCUGAGGAGGAACGGCGGUACAAGUGCAGUCAGUGUGGCAAGACUUACAAGCAUGCCGGGAGCCUCACCAACCACCGGCAGAGCCACACCCUGGGCAUCUACCCUUGUGCCAUCUGCUUCAAGGAGUUUUCUAACCUAAUGGCUCUGAAGAACCACUCCCGACUCCAUGCCCAGUAUCAGCCUUACCAGUGUCCCCACUGUCCCCGUGCCUUCCGGCUCCCCCGAGAGCUGCUGGACCACCAACAGUCCCAUGAGGGGGCAAGGCAGGAGCAGCUAUGGGAAGAGAAAGGGAUGCCCACAACCAAUGGGCACACAGAUCAGAGCAGCCAGGACCAGCUCCCUAGUACACAGAUGCUGAACUGCUCCGGGGAGCUCAGCACCUCUGGGGAGCUGGAGGACUGCGGCCCUGAGGAGUACCGGCCUUUCCGCUGUGGGGACUGUGGCCGUACAUACCGCCAUGCCGGGAGCCUCAUCAACCAUCGUAAGAGCCACCAGACAGGUGUCUACCCCUGCUCCAUCUGUUCGAAGCAGUUGUUCAAUGCAGCUGCCCUCAAAAACCACGUGCGGGCUCAUCACAGACCCCGGCAAGGAGCUGGGGAAGAUGGGCAGCCAUCAGUGCCAUCAACUCCCCUGCCUCUGGCAGAUACAACUCACAAAGAGGAAGAAGUCCCCACCAUCACCCUGGACCACCGCCCCUAUAAGUGCGAUGAGUGUGGUCGGGCUUACCGCCACCGGGGGAGCCUGGUGAACCACCGCCACAGCCAUCGGACUGGAGAAUACCAGUGCUCCCUCUGUCCCCGCAAGUACCCCAACCUUAUGGCCCUGCGCAACCAUGUACGAGUCCAUUGCAAAGCCGCUCGCCGCAGUGCAGGACCAGGGGCUGAGGGACCCCCCAGUCACCUCAAGGUAGAGCUCCCUCCUGACCAAGUGGAAGCAGAGGCAGCCCCGCAUAUGGAUCAGGGGCAUGGGUGCAAACAUGAAGAGGAGGCCACAGGUGUCUCCCCAGCAGCAGAGAGGACAGCACCACAGAUGUGUAACCUCUGUGGGAUGCUCUUUGAAGACCCUGAGAGCCUUGAACACCAUGGCCGGACUCAUGGGGAAGGGGAAGACAGUAGGACAGAGACCAGGGUGUCCCCUCCUCGGGCAUUUGCCUGCCAAGAUUGUGGGAAGAGCUAUCGCCACUCAGGGAGCCUUAUCAACCACAGGCAGACCCACCAGACAGGGGACUUCAGUUGCGGGGCCUGUGCCAAGCACUUCCACACCAUGGCUGCCAUGAAGAACCAUUUGCGACGCCACAGUGGGCGGUGGAGCAGGCAGCACCGGAGGAGGGCUAGCAGUGCUGGCAGUGGCGGGGAAGCCAAACUCCCAUCAGGCGGGAACUGGGCGCAGGAGUUGGUGGAAAGCAAUGAGGGCCUGGACGAUCCGCAAGAGCCUCCAGGCGGAGGUCCUAACGGAGCCGAAGGCAGCUUGGAAAGCGACAGGGGCUCUUUGCAGGUUGAGGCCGAAAGAGAUAGAUGUGGGCUUGAGCGGGCUGAGGCCCAUAGCCAGGGUGAUAAAGAGAGCAGCGGUAGUGAGGAAGGGCUGAAAAGGAAGGAGGCAUGUUUUCUUGACAACUCAGACAUCCCAGGCCAUGAGGAGAGCAAUGGGACUCGCUUCUGUGAUGGUGCCACAGGGGUGAAUGAAGACCAGAAACCAGCCACUGGCCAGUGCAGCUCCCCUCGCCAACCUCCUGAAGCUGUCACCAGCUGGCAGGCUGAGGUCUCCCACACGUGUUCUGACUGUGGGCAUUCUUUCCCUCAUGCCACUGGCCUGCUGAGCCAUAGGCCCUGCCAUCCACCAGGCAUCUAUCAGUGCUCCCUCUGCCCGAAGGAGUUCGACUCUCUGCCUGCCCUGCGCAGCCACUUCCAGAACCACGGGCCCGGGGAGGCAGCCCCUGCGCAGCCUUUCCUCUGCUGCCUCUGCGGCAUGAUCUUCCCAGGACGGGCUGGCUACAGGCUUCACCGACGCCAGGCUCAUGACUCUUCUGGUCUGACUGAGGGCUCCGAGGAGGAGGGGGAAGAGGAAGGAGCCUCAGGGGCAACCUCCACCCAGAGCCCUCCGCUACAGCUCUCGGAAGCAGAGCUAUUGAAUCAGCUGCAGCGGGAGGUGGAGGCACUGGAUGGAGCUGGUUAUGGGCACAUCUGUGGCUGCUGUGGUCAGACUUAUGAUGACCUGGGGAGCUUGGAGCGUCACCACCAGAGUCAGAGUUCUGGGAACACCACAGACAAAGCUCCCAGCCACUUAGGAGAGUCAGAUGAUGCCAUGGGAAGGAUUGCAGAUGGUGACUGUGUCUUUGAGGGCACAGCAGUGGCUUCUCUCUCUGGGGAGGGUGGGGACACAAAGUCUGGAGAGGGAGCAGGUGCCAUGGUUGUAGACAGCGUUUGCCUGCAGGGCGGGGAAAGCCCACCUGAGACCCAACCCCGCCCCUUUCGCUGCAAUCAGUGUGGUAAGACCUAUCGCCAUGGCGGCAGCCUGGUAAACCACCGCAAGAUCCACCAGACUGGAGACUUCAUCUGUCCUGUCUGCUCCCGCUGCUACCCCAACCUGGCUGCCUACCGUAAUCAUCUGCGAAACCACCCACGCUGCAAAGGCUCUGAGCCCCAGGUGGGGCUUGUGCCAGAGGCCGGAGGUAGCAGAGAGCCUCCGAAAGUGGCAGAAGGACCGGGGCAGGCAGACAUGGGAAAAUUCCAGGAAGAACUUAAAGCAGAGCCCUCAGAGGAGGAGGCAAAGGUGAAAGAGGAGGAGUGGGAGGAGGCCUCUGUGAAGGCGGGCGAGGCAGAGCCGAGGCUGGAGACGGCAGAGAAGAGCUGCCAGACUGAGGCCAGCUCAGAGCGUCCCUUCAGCUGUGAGGUGUGUGGCCGGUCCUACAAGCAUGCUGGCAGCCUCAUCAAUCACCGACAGAGCCACCAGACUGGCCAUUUUGGCUGUCAGGCCUGUUCCAAGGGCUUCUCCAACCUCAUGUCCCUCAAGAACCACCGGCGCAUCCAUGCAGAUCCUCGGCGUUUCCGCUGCAGUGAAUGUGGGAAGGCCUUCCGCCUGCGGAAACAGCUGGCCAGCCACCAACGGGUCCACACCGAGCGAGGUGGGAGCGGGGGCGCCCGGAAGCUGACUCGGGAAGAUCGACCCUUCAGGUGUGGGCAGUGCGGGCGGGCCUACCGCCACGCGGGCAGCCUCCUGAACCACCGGCGCAGCCACGAGACAGGUCACUACAGCUGUCCCACUUGCCCCAAGACCUACUCCAAUGGCGUGGCCCUGAAGGACCACCAGAGGCUGCACUCAGAGAGCCGGCGGCGGCGAGCAGGGCUGUCACGGCGGAUGGCCGUGCGCUGUGCCCUGUGUGGCCGGGGUUUCCCUGGCCGGGGAUCUCUGGAGCGGCACCUCCGGGAGCAUGAAGCAGAGACUGAAAGGGAUCAGAGGGGCCUGGAGGGCCCAGAGGGGAACCAGGCUGAUGGCCAGGGACUAGAAGACAGAUCAGGUGAUACUGAGGCAGUUCUCCAGCUGGAGGACAGACCCGGGAGGCUGGAGGAGCAGAAUCAGAGCCCCAUUGGGGCAGCAGGUUCAGAACCCACUGAGCUAGUAUCCAGGGACAUGGGGAAUGUCGAAGGGAGGCAAGGAGAUGGGGGACCGGUGAAUCAUGGUGAAGGUUGGGUUCCUCUGGGUCAUGUACUGACCAAGCCAGAAGAUGAGUCAGGGGACAGUAUCCCCAAGAGUUCUUGCCACCUUGGCAACAGCCAGCCCAAUGGCCCUAGUCUGAGUCCUGUGGAGAGCUGGGACAAUGGAGAUAGCAAACCUCAGCUCCAGCCAGAGAGUCACCCCUUUUCCUGCAGCUGUUGUGGCAAGACGUACUGCCAGUCAGAAGGCCCUCUGAACUGCCACAGCACCCCCAAGACAGACUGCCACCAUUGCCUGCUCUGCUCCAAGGAGGUCUCAAAUCCUGUGGCCACAAGGAGCCACAGCUGCAACCACAUAGCUGCCCAGACCUUUGCCUGCCCUGACUGUGGUAAGGCUUUUCAGUCCCAUCAUGAACUAGCCAGUCACCUGCACACUCAUGCCAGCAGCCUCAGUCAGGUGCCACCCCAGACACAGGAGGCCAGAGGUACUGCCAGUGGGAUUGUGGAAGCUGAGGCAGAUCCCUCUGGCCAAGGGGGAAUCCAGAAGUCCCCAUCAGAACCCCACACAGCCCCAGGAGAGAAUGCUGGGAGAGCUAAUGGGGGCCAAGGAGUAAAGUCCACGGUGGCUGAAGACGAGGAACGGCCCUUCCGCUGUGCCCAGUGUGGGCGGUCCUACCGCCAUGCCGGUAGCCUGCUAAACCAUCAGAAGGCUCACACCACUGGACUCUACCCAUGCUCCCUCUGCCCCAAACUUCUACCUAACCUGUUGUCCCUUAAAAACCAUGGCAGGACCCACACAGACCCCAAGCGCCACCGUUGCAGCAUCUGUGGCAAGGCCUUCCGGACAGCUGCCCGGCUGGAGGGUCAUGGGCGGGUCCAUGCACCUCGGGAGGGGCCCUUCACUUGCCCCCAUUGUCCCCGCCACUUCCGCCGCCGAAUCAGCUUCCAGCAGCACCAGCAGCAGCACCAGGAGGAGUGGACAGUGGCCAGCUCUGGAGCCCCAAAGGCACCAGCAGCAGGCAGAGGGGGCUUGUCAUUGCCCCCUCCACCCACCCCCACGACCUCACUUCUGGAUCCUUCACCCCAGUGGCCUGCAGACCUCAGCUUCUCCCUCUAAACUUCAAGUCUCCAAAGAUCAGAAUACGGGCGGGGAGGGGGGGCAGGUUGCAGGGAAAGGCUUGAUCUCCAUGUUUUGCUCAGGAGUAGUUAGGCUUCCCCAUCUCUUAUUCUCUCCCACUGUGCAGAGGACCCAGAUCUGGCUGCUUGCAUUAGGAGGGGGUGAGGUAUCCCUCAUGUCCCUGUCCUUGAAGGCUUUCCUUUCCCCAUUCUUUGUCACUAUGCUCUUCCUUAUGACCAGCCCUGCAAGAAACCCGGUGCCAGGCUCUGCCAUGAUGUGGGGCCACUGUCACCAGCCAGAUUCCAACACCAGGGAGAGGCCAUUCAGAGAGCCACAGGUGGGAAUGUUGCCUGUGGAAGGGGAGCCUUUUGCUACAAUUUGUAACUUAUUUUCUAAAGUCUAUUUUGUAACAAUUUAUUUAAGUUUUAAAAAAAAGGAAAAUUGCUCCCCCAACCCCCAAAAAAUGAAUUUUCAAAGUAA
Canis lupus familiaris (dog) is the source of this 6289-nucleotide messenger RNA. It is a transcript of the gene ZNF646, whose product is annotated as zinc finger protein 646. Bases 374 to 5809 code for a protein of 1811 amino acids. Gene Ontology annotation, molecular function: DNA-binding transcription factor activity, RNA polymerase II-specific; RNA polymerase II cis-regulatory region sequence-specific DNA binding. The transcript is spliced from 3 exons. NCBI's taxonomy places the organism in Eukaryota, Metazoa, Chordata, Mammalia, Carnivora, Canidae. Gene Ontology annotation, biological process: regulation of DNA-templated transcription. The record is from RefSeq and is a predicted model, not a curated record.